AUGGAAGACGAAUCCGGCGACGACGCUUCUCCGGGCGGGUCGGCUUCUGUCCUUCGAAGUCUGCAGCUCGAGAGCGAUGCCCGUGAUUCUCCUAACAGUUCCAUGACCUCGGUUUCGGUCGCCUCGUCCCUCCCAGAACAGAAGGUGAAGGCUACACCGAAAGCCGAGCACAAGCAUGAGAGCCAGAACAACGUAAGCCCGUACAUGUAUAUGAAGGCAUCUACAACGGCUCGAGCCAAAUCGUCCAUUCCUCCGAGGCUUCCCUCUUCCGAAUAUGCCAGCCAAUGUGUGGCUGCAGCCGAGGCCUCGAGGCUAGAUCCCUUUGCCUUGCAUGAAGAUGAGCACAAAUUGUUACAAGACAAGCUGUGUUACUCUCAUGUCACGGUGUACCUCAAUAUUCGCAAUGGCAUUCUUAGACUGUGGACGCGCAACCCAAGCGUGAGUGUGAGCCUCGAUGAAGCCAUCGGCUGUGCAAGAGACGAACGCUGGACCCGUCUCGCAUGUUUCGCCUACGAAUGGCUUGUGAGAAGAGGUUACAUCAAUUUUGGUUGCGUCGAGUCCCCUUUCAUAAGCCGAAGUAUUGGUCGUGGGCGGAAGAAAGAGGCCUCUCGAGAGACGAUCGUGGUCAUCGGAGGUGGUAUGGCUGGCCUCAGCACCGCAAGGCAGCUCACCAACCUCUUCAAACACUACCCAGAUCGUGCUCCCCCACGAGUCAUCGUGCUUGAAGGCCGUGAGAGAAUAGGUGGGCGAAUUUAUUCACACCCUCUUACCAGCAUGCGAUCAACCAAGCUAUCACCUGAUCAGAGACCCACUGCAGAGAUGGGCGCUCAUAUCAUCGUCGGAUUCGAACGCGGAAAUCCUCUCGACGCCAUUGUCCGUGGGCAACUUGCCCUCGACUACCACCUCCUGCGAGACCUCUCCACUCUCUACGAUAUCGAUGGCACACCCGUCAAUGGAGUCAACGAUGCAAUGAUAGAAAGGCUGUACAAUGACGUUCUCGAUCGAACGGGUCAUUACCGGCUCAAGCAUCAUGUUAAGAGAACUGCACAUGGGGACAAAGAGUUAAUUGAAGCAGGACGUGAUCCGCCCGAAGAGGAGUCGAUCACGAUAAAACAGUUCGAAGAGGCUACUGCACUCGGCACAAUCGAUCAACUGCUGUCAAGCAGGAAGUCAAAGAGAAGAGGUGCAGGCCAUCGAGCUGCAAAAGGUGAUAAAUCCAAUGAAGAAGUCGACACGAGUAUGGAGACCAAGACUCAGCUUCCUGCCGCGCAGGCAGCCAAAGAGUUUGGCUUCUUACUAAGAAAGACAACACAGAUGCACGAGACGUUGGAGCUGGAUGACCUUGCCUCCCAGCUCAACCAGUCUCUCGGUUCAGUCAUGAAUGCCGGCAUUGACCAGUACCAGAAAUUUCUCGACCUCAAACCCUAUGCCCUGCGCCUUAUCAACUGGCAUUUUGCGAAUCUCGAAUACGCAAAUGCAGCCAACGUGGACAAGUUGAGCUUAAGAGGUUGGGAUCAGGACAUCGGCAACGAGUUCGAAGGAGAGCACGCCCAAGUUGUCGGUGGCUACCAACAGGUCCCGCGCGCCAUUUGGCGUCACCCAGAACCUCUCGAUGUCCGGUUGCGCAAGCCGGUCAAGAGCAUUAGCUACAGUGCGGCCGGCUCCCAAGGCAAGGCAACUGUCACUUGCGAGGACGGGCAAUCGAUCGAAGCAGAUAAGAUUGUCUUUGCGGCGCCCCUUGGGGUUCUCAAGGAACAGACGAUCCAGUUCGACCCACCUUUGCCCCAGUGGAAGCGAGACGCCAUCAGAAGAAUGGGCUUUGGCUUACUCAACAAGGUUGUUCUUGUCUUCGAGAGACCAUUUUGGGACGUUGAUAGAGACAUGUUCGGUCUCCUCCGCGCCCCACGCGACAACACCGGCUUCAGUCAGAGCGACUACAAAAAGGGUCGAGGUCAGUUCUAUCUCUUCUGGAACUGUAUCGACACAAGCGGGCUACCCGUCCUCAUUGCUCUCAUGGCAGGUGAGGCCGCGCACGAAGCCGAGAAGGUCAGCGACGAAAUUCUAAUAGGCGAGUGUCUGACCCAGCUGCGAAAUGUAUUCGGCGCGCCAAACGUGCCAUUGCCCGUGGAGUCAAUCGUCACCCGCUGGGGUUCUGAUCGGUUUGCACGAGGCACGUACUCAUACGUCGCGGCGGAAGCAAGACCUGGCGAUUAUGACCUCAUUGCCGCUCCCAUCCAGAAUCUGUUCUUCGCAGGUGAAGCCACGAUUGCGUCUCAUCCAGCAACAGUGCACGGCGCCUACCUGUCAGGUCUCCGUGCAGCAAAUGAGGUAUUUGAAUCGAUGGUCGGCCCGAUCACGAUGCCAUCCACACUGGUUCCUGCCCCGACUGCGAGAAAGUCAUCUGCUCCAGUCGAAGUCAAGCAGAUGGAAACGCACAUGGUCCAAGGCGGGAAGAGAAAAGGCGAUGAACUCCUGCCUGCCGGUACGUUCACGAGACCUAUCAAAGAGAAGGACAAUACACUACAUGAAGCCUGGGAUGCGGCUAUGUGGGUCCGUAUCUACGAUGACCUCGGUCCGCCACCAGUGAAACCAGUAAAGUCAAACGUGAACUCUUUCCUGCUCUUCUCGGGUGAGCACUGGGAUGAGGUCAAGGCUCGAUUGGCAGAGGAGCGAUCACGGACAGGCAAAAAGACCAAACAGUCCGAACGAGAUCAGGUCCGCGUGGAGCUGGGCAAAAUGUGGGCUGCUUUGUCUGAGGAAGGGAAGAAACCCUAUACAGAUCGGACGAGCAAGAACCGUGAAGAGAACGAGGCGGCUUUGAAAGAGUGGUCUGUCAAAGCUGCGGAAUGGGACAGGCGGACUUGGGAGGUCAAGGACGUCUGGAUCAAAGAAGGCAAUAGCUUCGAAGAGUUUUGCAAGCGCAAAAGGGAAGACGAGGAUGCCAUGGAUGUCGAGGCAGCCAAGCGUGCGAGGGUUUAG
Molecule: messenger RNA, 2979 nt
Organism: Cladophialophora yegresii CBS 114405
Lineage: Eukaryota; Fungi; Ascomycota; Eurotiomycetes; Chaetothyriales; Herpotrichiellaceae
Product: lysine-specific histone demethylase 1
Exons: 1
Coding region: 1-2979 (992 amino acids)
Molecular function (GO): oxidoreductase activity; protein binding
Source: RefSeq, a predicted model, not a curated record